Messenger RNA from Malus domestica (apple), 2809 nucleotides. RefSeq names its product extra-large guanine nucleotide-binding protein 3. The record is from RefSeq and is a predicted model, not a curated record. Lineage: Eukaryota; Viridiplantae; Streptophyta; Magnoliopsida; Rosales; Rosaceae. Gene Ontology annotation, biological process: G protein-coupled receptor signaling pathway. Gene Ontology annotation, molecular function: G-protein beta/gamma-subunit complex binding; guanyl nucleotide binding; GTPase activity.
AUGGAGCAAAAGGAAGGAGAAAACUGGAGGGAACUGGUGAGAAAGAUGCUUCCACCAGGUGCUUCAAUCCCUGAAGAUGCUGCUGAACUUGAUUACUCUAUAGCUAUGGAUGAGGGCCCUCCUGUCUCUUAUGACGUACCUAGGGUCGAACCCCUUGAUGUUAAUCCACAUGGAAUCCCAACUGCAGAAACGCUAUCUGAAUCACAAAGAUCGGUUACCAGUACCGGUCCACCAGUUAUUGAACCAAUUCCUCUGCCUGUGUCUCGUAUUGCUGGUGUCACAAGUUCCCCUACCCAAAGUCCAAGGGUAUCAGGAAGCUCAGAGUCCGUAGUGUCUGUCUUGCAAAACCAUGAUUUUUCUUCAGCCUCGCCUUCAGCCUCUCCAGGUUCAGUUCAUAAUCCUCCAAGUACCCGUCCCAAACAGGUUGUCAAUGAAGUAAAGCGAGCUCCCGUUGUCACUUUUAAUACUGUAGAUAGGUCAGAGAGGAAAGAGGUUGAUGCUGAGAAGCCAGCUUUUCCAGCUUAUGUUGCUGUUUCUAAGGAGAAGAAGAAAAAAAAGAGUAGAGCUUGUUAUCGUUGCCAAAAAGGAAAAUGGGAAACUAAGGAAUCGUGCCUGGUUUGUGAUGCUAAGUACUGCAGCAAUUGUGUGCUUAGGGCAAUGGGUUCCAUGCCCGAAGGGCGUAAGUGUGUGACAUGCAUUGGUCAGCCAAUUGAUGAAUCAAAGCGGUUAAAACUGGGUAAACAGUCAAGGGUAUUGUCCAGAUUGCUUAGCCCAUUGGAAGUCAAGCAGAUAAUGAAAGCAGAAAAAGAAUGUUCUGCUAAUCAGCUUCGGCCGGAGCAGCUUAUAGUGAAUGGAUUCCCUCUAAAGCCAGAAGAGAUGGCUGAAUUACUUGGAUGUCCUUUACCUCCAAGGAAGUUGAAGCCCGGUAGAUAUUGGUAUGAUAAAGAAUCUGGUCUCUGGGGAAAGGAGGGAGAAAGACCUGAUAGACUCAUAAGUUCAAACCUAAAUUUUAACGGGAAACUUAGCUCCGAUGCAAGCAAUGGAAACACUGAGGUCUACCUCAAUGGCCGAGAAAUUACAAAGCUUGAACUCAGGGUCCUAAAGGUAGCAAAUGUGCAAUGCCCACGUGACACCCAUUUUUGGGUCUAUGAUGACGGACGCUAUGAGGAAGAAGGUCAGAAUAAUAUCAGAGGAAAUAUUUGGGAGAAGGCAACAACUCGGUUUCUCUGUUCCCUAUUCUCUUUGCCUGUGCCUCACGGUCAACCUAAUGGACCAAGAGAUGAGCCUAGCAACUAUACCACUGUUCCAAAUUAUUUGGAGCAGAAAAAAGUUCAGAAGCUGCUUCUCCUUGGACUUCAAGGGUCUGGGACCAGCACAAUCUUCAAACAGGCCAAGUUCUUGUAUGGAAACAAGUUUACUUCAGAAGAACUGCAGGAUAUAAAGCUGAUGAUCCAGAGUAACAUGUACAAAUAUCUAAGCAUUCUGCUUGAUGGACGAGAACGCUUUGAAGAAGAGGCUUUGUCUAGGAUGGAAGGACAUGGUUCUCACGAUCAAAACGCUGAAGCAGGUGGUGAGGUCAACCAAGAUGAAACUACUCAAUGUGUCUACUCGAUUAACCCGAGGUUGAAGCAUUUCUCUGACUGGCUUCUAGACAUUAUUGCUACUGGAGAUCUAGAUGCAUUCUUCCCUGCUGCAACACGCGAGUAUGCUCCAUUAGUUGAAGAAGUGUGGAAGGAUCCUGCUAUUCAGGAAACAUAUAAAAGAAGAGAUGAGCUUCAUUUCCUCCCUAAUGUUGCAGAGUACUUUUUAAGCCAGGCUGUUGAGGUAUCUAGCAAUGAGUAUGAACCUUCAGAACGAGAUAUACUAUAUGCAGAAGGGGUCACUCAAGGAAAUGGAUUGGCUUUCAUAGAAUUCACUCUUGAUGAACGGAGUCCAAUGUCUGAAACCUACACGGAAAAUACUGAAGCUCCACCCCCGCCUCUAACCAAAUACCAACUUAUAAGAGUGAAUGCGAAGGGAAUGAAUGAAGGGUGCAAGUGGGUGGAAAUGUUUGAAGAUGUACGUGUGGUAGUGUUUUGCGUCGCUCUGAGUGAUUAUGAUCAGAUGUGGGUUUCCCCAGACAAUAGUGGCAGUGGAGCGUUACUUCAAAAUAAGAUGAUACAGAGCAAGGAGCUCUUUGAGAAUAUGGUCAGGCACCCUUGCUUCAAGGAUACCCCUUUCGUAUUAAUACUAAACAAGUACGAUCUCUUUGAGGACAAGGUCAAUCAGGCGCCAUUAAGUUGUUGCGAAUGGUUCAAUGACUUUAGUCCGGUGAAGCCCCACCACAAUAAUCAGUCACUGGCCCAGCAAGCUUACUUCUACGUUGCAAUGAAGUUCAAAGAUCUUUAUGCUUCCAUCACAGGCCGAAAGCUUUUUGUGUGGCAGACUCGGGCAAGGGACCGAGUGACUGUCGAUGAGGCAUUCAAGUACAUAAGGGAGGUUCUGAAGUGGGAUGACGAGAAGGAAGAGAACUACUAUGGCGGACCAGAGGAUUCGUUUUACAGUACAGACAUGAGCUCCUCACCUUAUGGAAGGCAGGAGUGAUGUUGCUUUAUAUCUUUACAUUUGUGUUUGCUCUUAAUUAAAGUGAAAGGGUGAGGGCAAAUGGUAAUGCUCCUUGUGUUCUUCUCGUCGGAAUAACUGCGUAUUUUUACUCUUCAAAACAUCGUUUUUAUAAAAUUAUAAUGUUAUCGAUGGGGUCUCGGGUUGAUUUGGCAUUGAGCAUGCUCGCCAUCUCGAGUUAAAUAUAUGGAAAUGCUUGCUUAAAUUU